Molecule: messenger RNA, 906 nt
Organism: Hibiscus syriacus
Lineage: Eukaryota; Viridiplantae; Streptophyta; Magnoliopsida; Malvales; Malvaceae
Exons: 2
Coding region: 100-906 (268 amino acids)
Source: RefSeq, a predicted model, not a curated record
AAAAGCCAGUGAAAAUGAAGCACUGAAGUGGGUUUCGGGAGGCCAAAAGGGAGCAAGAAUUUGAGGAAGAGGAGGGUUAUCAGGGAAAGAGGCGUGGAUAUGGAGGGUAAGAAUGGUUGCAGAAGGAAAGGUGGGGAUUUCAUGGUGGGUUAUAGCAAUUACAGUGGAAGUUUCAGCGGGGAGAGUAAAGGUGGUAACGGCGCCGGCGUGGUUGUGAUCAUAAGGCCAAAAGGCGGCAAGAGGUCACUGUGUAUGGAUUUGGAGGAAGUGAAAGCUUGUAGGGACCUGGGUUUCGAAUUAGAACAUGAACUCAUGUUGGAGAUGCCCAGUGCCACUGCAGGCCUUGUUUCAUUCUCCUGUUCCACUUUCGACACCGCCAGUAGCGGCGGAGAUUCUCCCAUUGCCAACUGGCGUAUCUCUAGCCCUGGUGAUGAUCCAAUGGAUGUUAAGGCUCGGCUGAAGGUGUGGGCACAAGCAGUGGCGCUUGCAUCCUCAUCAGGCAUUGCAGUUGACAUUCGAGCUACUCUCAACUAUCAUCAGCUACUAUUUUUGUUUCCCUGUUUUAGCUUUUUCUUUAAAAAAAUGAAGUUUUUCCAAAAGAGAUGGUUUGUUGUUGUUGUUUGUGGGAUAUGGCAGUGGAUGUUUAUAUGGGUAUGGCAUGGCACUGAAGGCCAUGUUGCCUUCAUUAGACAAAGGCAUAUCUGGUUUAUGGUUCAUGAGAACCAGUCCUCCCUCACUACCUGCAAAAGAAGUACGCUCAGCUCAGUUCAGCACCAAUCUGAAAUGUCAAAAAGACAGCAAUCUAGUCGAAAUUACCAGUGUAUGAACCAGGAUCUUCCUUCUCCUCCGAGACACGAAUGGAGAUGUCAACAAAUCCUUGAGGUUUGUGGAAUUUGGUUUGCGUAA